AACCAAUGCCAGAAAUAACUGUACACAUCAGAUUUCAAGGGAUCAGGUGGUAUUUUCCCCAUGUAACAACCGGUGCCAGUGGUUGAAAUUUGUAUGCGACAUAACUUCGAAGCCGAAACCACUGGUUGGUGUUUUUUGGUGAUCCUUUAAACUCUGGACGGAUUACCUGAAAAUCGUUAAAGAACACAGCCACUUCCUCUCCAGAGCCUCAAAUGUUGGCCAAUCAGUAUGCCAACAUGCCUGCUGCACUUUUGACGUCUCUGAAGAGGGACAAGAAGCCAUUCACUUACACGCCAGGGGGAGUGAAUCUGUCUGAAGUGUUGAAUGCCCGCCUCCAGAAAAGGAUGGAAAGGAAAAAGAAAUACGUCGAAGACCGCAUGAACGAAGACAAAAAUCCAAUCGAAAGGCUGCCGAAAUUCGAACCACCACCCAAGCAAGUCAUAGUCAUGCCCACCUAUAAUUCACCUCUCGAUAUGUACUCGAUGGAAAACGCACUUGAGGCACUGGAAUGUCAAGCGGAGCUCGUCGCUGCAGAUCAAAGUCUUAGCGCACGUUCAGCCACUCUUCCAAGAAACCACAAGUUUAAUGAAGAUGACAGGGUGUCCCAAUCGAAAGCCUUCAAGGUGCUUCAGAUAAUUACCGACACAGAAGAGGAUGCUUCCGGAAAAGGUAAUCUUUUUAUUACCUUUUUUUAAAAAAGAGACUUGUUU
This is a messenger RNA of Parasteatoda tepidariorum (common house spider), 710 nucleotides long. RefSeq lists its product as uncharacterized. The record is from RefSeq and is a predicted model, not a curated record. Lineage: Eukaryota; Metazoa; Arthropoda; Arachnida; Araneae; Theridiidae.